This is a messenger RNA of Sparassis crispa, 1794 nucleotides long. Its product is annotated as Adenine DNA glycosylase. Lineage: Eukaryota; Fungi; Basidiomycota; Agaricomycetes; Polyporales; Sparassidaceae. Gene Ontology annotation, cellular component: nucleus. The coding region runs from base 1 to 1794 and encodes 597 amino acids. Gene Ontology annotation, biological process: base-excision repair; mismatch repair. The record is from RefSeq and is a predicted model, not a curated record. Gene Ontology annotation, molecular function: 8-oxo-7,8-dihydroguanine DNA N-glycosylase activity; oxidized purine DNA binding; 4 iron, 4 sulfur cluster binding. The transcript has 8 exons.
AUGGGCCGCAAACGAGCACAGGAAUCAGACGACGAGUCCGAAGCCGACAGCGAACCAUAUGAACCCAAGCGGAGAAAGUACGCAGCGAAGAAGUCGGGCAAUACAAAGCGCAGCGCAGCCAAGAGGCAAAAGUGCAUCCAAUCCGAGGAGGACAGCUUUACAGUACCCACAGAAGAUCUUUUGGAUGAUAUGGGCGCAGUCCAGGAGCGUCCACACGGAACUUCCAUGCACCGGAUUGCGCAGCCAGAGCCACUGCAAGAAUCCUUGUUGGAAUGGUACGCGGGCGUACACACUUCACGCGGUAUGCCUUGGCGAAAGCCAUAUGACCCCACGCUAGGUCCUGACGAGCAGGCGCAAAGAGCCUAUGAGGUCUGGAUAUCGGAAAUCAUGCUGCAGCAAACCCAGGUUGCCACGGUAAUACCAUAUUACAAUAGAUGGAUGGGAAAAUUUCCCACUAUCAGAGAUCUUGCUGAAUCUGACAUAGAGAUGGUGAAUGGUAUCUGGAAGGGUCUAGGAUAUUACUCCCGCGCCGCCCGCCUCCUCAGCGGGGCCAAGAAAGCGGUAGAACAAUUCCAUGGACGCCUUCCAGACAACGCAAAAGACAUGCAAUCGCAAAUCCCAGGCAUCGGACGCUACAGCGCCGGCGCUAUCUGCUCUAUCGCGUACAACCAGUGUGUGCCUGUGCUAGAUGGAAAUGUGCACCGGCUUCUGAGUCGCGUUUUGGCUCUGCACGCGCCGCCAAAGGCGAAGCAGACGCUCGACGUGCUGUGGGCCGGCGCUACUGCACUGGUCGAGGGUUCCACUCGUCCAGGAGAUCUCAACCAGGCGCUGAUCGAGCUGGGAUCGACGGUGUGCAAGGUGCGAGACCCUCAUUGCAGCGCGUGUCCGCUGCGGGCAUGGUGUCGGGCGUAUCAAUAUCAGACAUCUAAAGAAAAGCCUGACAGGAUGGCUCCGAGGCGCGACGAGGGGGUGCCUGACAUCGAAGAGCUAUGCAGCCUCUGCGAAGCUCUACCUGCGCCUGGCCUGGUGACCGCUUUCCCGAUGAAGACAGGAAAAAAGAAGGCGCGGGAAGAGCUCGACAUCGUGAGCGUCAUUGAAUGGCGAAGCAGGACCGAUGACCAGCGCUGGUUUCUGCUCGUCCGACGUCCCGAGGGUGGUCUUCUUGCAGGCCUACACGAAUUCCCCACCUCGCCGAAUGUCCCCGUGCCAACUUCGCCGUCCGCGAUGAUCGAGAUCGCAUCCACAAUACUAUCUGAUCUGCUCGCGGCACCCCCAAAAUCAAGACCACCGCCAAAAGGCAAAACCGACAGGGCACCGUGCCGACACGUACCCGCGGCUGGACCAUCGGAGGAUGCCUCCCGACGGUACUCGCCUGGGGACGAGUCUGAUGGACAGCACCCAGCCACGGAUGGAUCGAUAGCUCUGCGGAUCGCGAAUAUCACCCCGGUAGGCGAUGUACUACACAUCUUCUCGCACAUCAGAAAGACGUAUCGUGUGCAGUGGGUACUCCUGGAGGGAGAAGCUAAGGAACCCCCUUCGUUAAGGAGUAGGCCGUCUGCGGACGCCGACCGUCCGCCUAGCUUAAAGAAAGGCAAACGCAAAUCUAGCCCCGCCAACCGCUGUCGCACGACUACGCUUAGGAUGGCGGAUGACGGUGCAAAGGUAGCCCGGGCGAGUGCGUCCACACCUCCCCAGGCGCUCUGGACGCCGAUAGAGCAAGUGCCCAAUGCCAAUGUUGGCACGGGCGUGCUCAAGGUGUGGAAGCAGGUAAGCACACUCUGGGAGAACGCAUGA